UAAGAAAAGACAGCCCCAGAAAUCAGUAUAAAAGGGAGUGCGCUGAGUGCAUCUAUUUAUUUCUUAUAGUUCUGAAUAAUCAUGAACAACUACUCACUUCACUAAUAGCAGCACCCAAAAAAGAAAAGAAGAACAGCUUUUUAACGGCCCCUUUUCUUUCGAAACCUUUUUUUCUUUGAUUGCUCUUUGUCGUUCUUCUAUCUUUCUACUUUCGUUGAAUCCUCCUUUCGUGUUUUUCUUGAAUUUCGAUAACCAAAAAAAAAAAAAAAAGAAGCUUUUCCUCUGCCUCUUGCUUUUUUACCUUCCCCUACACGUUAUACUUCCUAUCAUAAAACACCUAUAUAAACCUCUCUUUUGCUCUUACAAAUAUCAUUAAUUCAGUCUAAACGUUUUUACUACUAGCAUAUAUAGUAAAAGAAAAAAAAAAAAAAGAUGGUGGAGAAUGGUGUAGUGUCGAUAGUGGUGAGAGAAUUUGAUGCAAAAAAAGAUAGCAAAGAAGUUGAAGAAGUUGAGAGAAGAUGCGAAGUUGGGCCAAGUGGUAAACUCUCUCUUUUUACUGAUCUUUUGGGUGACCCAAUUUGCCGAGUUCGUCAUUCUCCUGCCUAUCUCAUGUUGGUAGCAGAGAUAGUGGUGCAUAAUGGAAGAAAUGAAGAGAGAGCAAUAGUAGGAAUGAUAAGGGGCUGUAUUAAAACCGUUACGUGUGGAAAGAAACUUUCAAGGAAUGCCAAAAAUAGCUCUGAAUCCACUAAACCACUUCCUAUUUUCACCAAACUCGCCUAUAUUUUAGGCCUCCGUGUUUCUCCUUCUCACCGGAGAAUGGGAAUUGGGUUAAAACUGGUGCACAAAAUGGAGGAGUGGUUUAGAACUAAUGGUGCUGAAUAUUCAUACAUAGCUACUGAAAACGACAACCAAGCUUCCAUACAACUUUUUAACCACAAAUGUGGUUACUCCAAGUUCCGUACACCGUCCCUUUUGGUCCAACCCGUUUUCGCUCAUCGGGUCAGUGUAUCGAAUCGGGUCACGAUCAUCAAGCUCAGCCCAACUGACGCUGAAACCCUAUACCGUCACAAAUACUCCACCACUGAGUUCUUUCCCCGUGACAUUGAUUCCAUUCUCAACAACCAACUCAAUUUGGGUACUUAUUUAGCGGUUCCAAAGGGCCUUUAUUCGGGCCAAACUUGGCCCGGUGUGGAUAAGUUUUUAUCGGGUCAGCCCGAGUCAUGGGCUGUCCUCAGUGUGUGGAACUGUAAGGACGUGUUUAAUCUUGAGGUUCGUGGGGCGUCGCAAAUGACAAAAGUUCUUGCUAAGACAACUCGUUUAGUGGACCGGGCUUUUCCAUGGCUUAAGAUACCAUCGGUACCGGAGAUUUUCAGGCCAUUUGGGCUUCACUUUUUAUAUGGGCUUGGUGGUGAAGGCCCAUUAGCUGUAAAAUUCAUCAAAUCACUGUGUGAUUUUGCUCAUAAUUUAGCAAAAGAAUCAGAGUGUAGCGUGGUGGCGACAGAGGUGGCAAAUAGGGACCCGUUGAGGUUAGCAAUACCACACUGGAAAAAGCUAUCAUGCGCAGAGGAUCUAUGGUGCAUGAAACGACUAGGGGAAGACUAUAGUGACGGCUCAGUAGGUGACUGGACAAAAUCACAACCUGGUCUUUCUAUUUUUGUUGAUCCUAGGGAAGUCUAACUUUAUUAUAAUAGGGGCUCCAUGACCUUUCAACAAUAGGACUAGGGAAUCUAGUUUUAGAAGUUCAAAGAAAAAAGCAGGCGGUAAAGUUGAUAUUCCCUUUUUGGUAGGUUCUGUUUUUUCUUUUGUUUAUUUCAAUUCAGU
Molecule: messenger RNA, 1821 nt
Organism: Lycium ferocissimum
Lineage: Eukaryota; Viridiplantae; Streptophyta; Magnoliopsida; Solanales; Solanaceae
Product: probable N-acetyltransferase HLS1
Exons: 3
Coding region: 433-1677 (414 amino acids)
Molecular function (GO): acyltransferase activity, transferring groups other than amino-acyl groups
Source: RefSeq, a predicted model, not a curated record